AUGCCGAAAACCCCACGUAAGCCAAGAGCUCACACUGGAUACACUGCUCGACAUAUCGGCCGUCCUGCGAAACGGAAAUCUAAAAGUCGAUUUCUUGAUCGUUUCCACUCCCCAACUUGCGAAGCACUAUGUUCGAACGUAGGGUAUGCUCCGGAGGUAGUCAUGUCCGAUAUCACGGACCUCGAGCUUCUAAGUGUUAGCUGGCAGAAGUGUUCCGUACAGGAUGUAUUGGUCGCAUUCCGGAAACUUGUCGACUCAUCAUUUGUAAAUGAAUGUGUCGUUUGCGACAUGUUAUUUUCACGACCUCUCAAGUUCUGCGGGUAUACACUAAUUUGUGAAGAUUGCCUGAGUCGCCUUCCCCGUGAGGGUGUCCAAGCCAACAUUGAUUCCAUUCAUCAUCACGCAUGUCCUAUCUGUCGCGGGACUAUCAGGUUCAUGCCAUUGAAGUCGGACGCUUUACAGCGCACGGUCGGCGAGCUACUCGGUCUUUCAACCCCUCGUCCGGAAGAUAUGGAGAUCGAUGACCUUCGUGCCACUCGACCAAUUUAUGACCAUUUAUCAUAG
Lentinula edodes (shiitake mushroom) is the source of this 564-nucleotide messenger RNA. RefSeq lists its product as uncharacterized. The coding region runs from base 1 to 564 and encodes 187 amino acids. NCBI's taxonomy places the organism in Eukaryota, Fungi, Basidiomycota, Agaricomycetes, Agaricales, Omphalotaceae. The transcript is spliced from 2 exons. The record is from RefSeq and is a predicted model, not a curated record.